Canis lupus familiaris (dog) is the source of this 3020-nucleotide messenger RNA. RefSeq names its product tRNA methyltransferase 44 homolog (gene TRMT44). The record is from RefSeq and is marked validated. Gene Ontology annotation, biological process: tRNA methylation. NCBI's taxonomy places the organism in Eukaryota, Metazoa, Chordata, Mammalia, Carnivora, Canidae. Gene Ontology annotation, molecular function: tRNA (uridine) methyltransferase activity; metal ion binding.
AUCACAGCGCGCGUAGCCGCGGAGCGCCGGGGUCCGGCCGGCCAUGGCGGAGGUGGGCCGCGCGGCCGUGCGGGACCCGGGUGCGCUGCUUCCCGGGGGCUUCUGGGCGGCGGUGGCCGUGUGGCUGGAGAGGCCGCAGGUGGCCAACAAGCGGCUGUGUGGCGUCCGCCUGGAGGCCCGGCGGAGUGUUGCUGAGCCCCGGGCGGAGGACUGCGGCCAGCGGCCCAACGCCGGCCGGGAGCAGGAGGAGCGGGCCGCGGCCGCCCCGGGUCUGCGCCCCCCGGAUGGGGCCCUGGGUCCCCGGCCGAGCUCGGGCCCCGACCUGGGCACGGCGGGGCGCGGCCCCGAGGGGGCCCGGCGCCGGCGAGGGGAGGAGCGCGGGGACGGGGGCCCCGGGCAGCCCCGCGAGCCGGCGGUCGGGGACGCCGGUUUCCCGGCCUCGGAUCUGGAGUCCGCCUGGGACGCUUGCUCUCGAAGCCAAGCCGGCGGCGGCCCGGAGGUGCUGGCCUUCCUCGCCGGGCCCCCGGUGGGACCGCAGCCAGGGGCGCCCCGCCAGCUGGACCUCGUUCUCAGAAGCGUCAUCCCGAAGACGGGCCCGCGCUGCCCGCUUGCCGUUCCGAGGAGGGAAAUGGUCGUGCGAGAUGUCCUCAAUGGAACAGUAACAUUUUUACCUUUGGAAGAAGACGACAGAGGGAAUUUAAAGGUUGAGACAAGCAACGUGUAUCAAAUCCGGCUCAGUCAGAGCAGAGAAGAAUGGUUUAUAUCUAUUUUAAUUUUCUGUCCAGAAAGAUGGCAUUCAGAUGGCAUUGUUUAUCCCAGACCCAGCUGGCUGGGAGAAGAGCUGCUGGCCAGGCUGGCCAGGUGGUCUGUGGACAGCAAGAAGAGCGAAUUUAAAAGCACCCUGUCCCUCAUUUCCAUCAUCAAAUACAGCAAGACUUACCAGAUGCUCAAGGAGAAGUAUAAAGACAUGGUCAAGGUAUGGCCUGAAGUAACUGAUCCGGAAAAGUUUGUGUACGAAGAUGUGGCUCUUGCUGCCUACCUGCUGGUUUUGUGGGAAGAGGAGCGAGAGGAGCGGGGCUUGACAGCCAAGCAGUCCUUUGUUGACUUAGGAUGUGGUAACGGUCUCCUGGUCCACAUCCUGAGCACUGAGGGGCAUCCAGGCAGAGGGAUUGAUGUACGAAGAAGAAAAAUCUGGGACAUGUAUGGACCACAGACUUGCUUAGAGGAAGAUGCAAUCACACCAAAUGAUAAGACCUUGUUCCCUGACGUUGAUUGGUUAAUUGGUAACCAUUCCGAUGAAUUGACACCAUGGAUACCUGUCAUUGCAGCCAGGUCUUCCUACGGCUGCCGCUUUUUUGUCCUCCCCUGCUGCUUCUUUGACUUCAUUGGAAAAUACUCCCGGAGGCAGAGCAGGAAGACUCAGUACCGGGAGUACCUUGAUUUCAUCACAGAAGUGGGGCUGGCCUGCGGGUUUCACGUUGAGGAGGACUGCCUUCGCAUUCCCUCCACCAAAAGGGUUUGUCUCAUUGGGAAAUCCAGAACAUACUCACCUGCUAGAGAAGUUUCCAUGGAUAAGCAGAGAACCCGGUAUAUUAACAGCAGGCGGGGCCACCUUGCCAGCCCACCCGGCGAGACGCCUGCCUCUCUUCCACCCCGGGCUGCUGUGGGACAUGAGGGUCACCCCAACGGGCACCAGGUCCUGGACGUUGGGGCUGCCGAGGGAGGGGCAGAGGCCCCGGCUGAUGAACUCUGGCUGUCUGGAUUUCAACCUAGAGAAAAAGUUGAGCGCCUGAGGAACUGUGCCACCCUCCCUCGAGAUUUUAUUGACCAAGUGGUCUUGCAAGUGGCACAUUUGCUGUUGGACAGAGAGGAGCAGAUAAGCAUAGGAGAUGCUUCCAGCAGCAGCUCGAAGGCCUGGAACCGAGGAGGAAGCCUCUCCUUGACAGAAGUGGCCAGUGAGCUGGACCCAGAGACACUGCAGAGGUUGAAGCGGGAGUGUGGAGGCCUACAGACACUGCUCAGAAACAACCAUCAGGUGUUUGAAGUUCUGAAUGGGCGAGUUCACAUUCGUGACUGGAGAGAAGAGCAGCUACAGAGGCAGCAGCACCCGGAAGCAAAGCGGAGACUGUUCUCAGAAGCUUUCAAAACCCGCAUCUGCUGGUUUUUCAGUCACCACCCUGACGGUUGUGUUCUGCCUUCAGACAGCUGCCCGUUUGCCCAUGGGCCUGCGGAGCUUCGGCCUCCCCGGACCCCCAAGAAGAAGAAGCAGAUUCUGUGAGCUGCUCCCACCCUGUAAGCAGAGCCUGGUGUGGGGGCCCAGCGCUCAGCUCCUCUGACAACUGCAGACUCCGCUGGUUGGGGUAACUUCCUCCAGAUUGCCCCCAUGAUGUGACUCGUUCAUUAUAUGAACACCAGAUGGGACAGAAGCUGAAAUUCCUCCCACCCCCAGCCCCGUCAGGGUGUAGGGUCUGUGUUGUAAAUGAAGUCACACUUGCGUUUGGGAUCUUUAUUCCAGAAAGAGCACAGGAGUUCUUGGUAGCAUCUCAUUGUGAUGAAGGUGGCAAAAGUCCCUGGACCACCUGGCCCCUGUAGGGGGCCUGCCUCUGUCCUGCUUGCCUCAGUGUGUGAUAGCUGACUUACCCUGCCUGCAGGAGCGCAGCCGGUGCUGCCAAAUCCUGGCUGUACUGGAAACCCAGCUGCUCUGGGUGCUAAUCACUAGACUGGUAUUUUGUAAAAGCUGUCACACUUAUGUGUGCAGGUUAUUUUUAGUUCAGAGAACAAAACACCCAUAAUCUCUUUACCUAGGUCACUUUAGGUGACGUGGAAAAGAAUCCCAAGUGAUACACAACAAAGCCAGAAAAUCUAAAUGAUACAGAAAGCACUCCCCGCCCCCCGCCCCUCCCUACUAGAUCAUCUCCCCAGAAGUACUGUUAGCAGUUCUUUUGAUUCUGGAAAAAAUAUCCUAUGUGUUUCUGUUUAAAAUUAUUUUUACAGUUUUACUAAAAGGUCCCGUCAAUGUA